GGAUCACCUGACCGGGACUGCUGUGAUGCCAUGGCGGCGCCCGUGCUGCGCUUGGGCUACUGUGGAAGACGCUGGGCUUCAGCGUGGAUAGACGGAGGUUCCCGCCACCGAAGUGGGACUCAGAAUAGGCCCACAUCAAAAUGGGCUAGGGGACAGAGUUCAGUGGCUCAGCCUUCCCUCCACACGGCUCAGAAGCCGAGGAAAGGUGAACACGAAUGGGCAGCUGUAGUGGGAUUGGAAAUUCAUGCACAGAUUGCCUCUAACUCUAAGCUCUUCUCCGGAGCGCAAGUGUGCUUUGCAGCUCCUCCGAAUUCUCUGGUUUCUUUUUUUGAUGCAUCUCUGCCUGGAACUUUGCCGGUUCUCAACAGGAGGUGUGUGGAAGCUGCAGUGAUGACUGGCCUGGCACUGAACUGCCACGUAAACAGGAAGUCCUUGUUUGACAGGAAGCACUACUUCUAUGCAGACCUUCCUGCAGGCUACCAGAUCACCCAGCAGAGGCUCCCGAUUGCUGCCAAUGGGCACUUGACAUACAGUGUCUACCUAGGGAAGAAGCGGAGCCAGGUAACCACCAAGACGGUGAGGAUCAAGCAGAUCCAGCUGGAGCAGGACAGCGGCAAAAGCCUCCAUGAUGACCUGAGGUCGCAGACUCUCAUCGACUUGAAUAGAGCCGGAGUUGGCCUUCUCGAGGUAGUCCUGGAGCCUGACCUGUGCUGUGGAGAAGAGGCAGCCCUAGCUGUCAGGGAACUGCAGCUGAUCCUUCAAGCCCUGGGGACCAGCCAAGCCAACAUGUCAGAGGGUCAGCUGAGAGUAGACGCCAACAUAUCCGUGCAUCACCCCGGGGCACCCCUGGGCAUCCGGACUGAAGUGAAGAAUCUCAACAGCCUCAGGUUCUUGGCCAAAGCCAUAGACUAUGAAAUUCAGAGGCAAAUCACUGAACUUGAGAGUGGAGGUGAAAUUCUGAAUGAAACUCGUUCAUUUGAUUAUAAGCUGGGGUGCACCAUGCCAAUGAGAGACAAAGAAGGGAAACAAGACUACAGGUUUAUGCCAGAGCCCAACCUGCCUCCCUUAGUCCUCUAUGAUGCCACGUCUCUGCCUCCAGGUGCAGUCUCUCAGCAGGUGAUCAACAUUGACCAGCUUCGAGAAAUGCUCCCCGAGCUCCCCAGUGCAACCAGAGAAAGGCUUGUCCAGCAGUAUGGGAUGCUGCCAGAGCACAGCUUUGCGUUAGUGAAUGAAGUUGGCCUACUGGAGUUCUUCCAAAAUGUGAUAAAAGAAACUAGGGCAGAGCCAAAAAAGGUGACUAACUGGGUCCUGAACACUUUUCUGUGCUAUUUAAAGCAGCAGAAUCUUGCAGUCAGUGAAAGUCCUGUCACACCCACUGCGCUUGCUGAGCUCCUCGACCUGCUGGACAGUAAAGCAAUUUCUUCAUCAGCAGCUAAGCAGGUGUUUGAGGAGCUGUGGAAGGGGGAGGGGAAGACAGCAGCACAGAUCGUGUCAGCACAGCAGCUGGAGCUGAUGCAGGAUCGAGAAGCCCUGGAAGAGCUCUGCCAGGCCACCAUCGAUGGACACCCCCAAGUGGUGGUGGAUAUAAAGGAAAAAAACCCCAAAGCCAUAAAUAAGCUCAUUGGGUUGGUCCGGAAAGCAAGCCUCAGCCGAGCAGACCCGACUGUGAUAAAGGAAAUACUGGAGAAGAAGAUGUCAUUAUGAAGUGUUGGGGUCCCUCUAUCUGAGGGAGGACACUGUGGCCUUGAGAAGAGAGGCCCCUGAGGGCGGGCACUCAAGUGAUGUACACGUUCUCUCUCAGUCCCUACCCAAGCUAAACCUCCUGGGAGGUAACAUUUUACACGUGUGUGUCUUCUGCGACCCCAUGACCUGAGGCAGGCAUCACGGAAGACCAGUAGCUGGAGCACCAGCCUCACUGAAUAGAAACGGUCCAUGAUGGUGGCAGCCGUUGGUAGGAAAUAGUGACU
This is a messenger RNA of Acomys russatus (golden spiny mouse), 1967 nucleotides long. RefSeq names its product glutamyl-tRNA amidotransferase subunit B (gene Gatb). The transcript is spliced from 13 exons. The record is from RefSeq and is a predicted model, not a curated record. Bases 31 to 1704 code for a protein of 557 amino acids. NCBI's taxonomy places the organism in Eukaryota, Metazoa, Chordata, Mammalia, Rodentia, Muridae. Gene Ontology annotation, biological process: glutaminyl-tRNAGln biosynthesis via transamidation; mitochondrial translation. Gene Ontology annotation, molecular function: glutaminyl-tRNA synthase (glutamine-hydrolyzing) activity.